GUUAGUCUGGAAGCUCUCCCCUUCCAACCACAUUUCAUCUCUCUGGCCUACCCCAAACUUUCCCCCUUAUCAACAAACGCUCUGGUGCUUUCCAUUACUGCAUUUUCUUUCCCCCUUAAUUAUUCCUUCUUUGAAUUUGAAGAGGAGUGAUCUUCCACACCGAUAUCCUUCAGUGUUGUCAAUCUUUAGCCCUGCCCUAUCAUUGGUUGCUUCCCAGUAUGCCUCUGGAAGCCCGUGUGAAAUCUGUCCUGUCAGGCGACACGGUCGUGCUGUCGCAUAUCACCAAUCCAGGACAGGAACGCACUCUUAGUUUGGCAUAUGUUUCAGCGCCCAGGUUGCGCAGAGAAGGCGAUGAGUCCUACGCUUUUCAAUCCCGCGAAUUCCUUCGCGAGUUGCUCGUAGGAAAGGUCGUCCAAUUCAAUGUCUUAUAUACCAUUCCGACCGGUGCCAGGCGGGACUACGGCACAAUCAAACUUCCCACCUUCGAAGUUUUGCUGCCCGAUAUUAGCGUUCAAGAAGGAUGGGUUCGUGUCCGUGAAGAGGCCGGUAAACGCGCUGAUGAGUCCGAAGAAACCGUCGCAUUGCUAGAGCGCCUGCGUGCUUUGGAGGAUCAUGCUCAGUCCGAGGGCAAGGGCGUAUGGGCUGGAGCAGAGAAGGGCCGCACCGAAACGACCUACGAACUCUCUGACGGAAAAUCCCUGGUUGAGGAAUAUAAAAACAAGCACCUAGAGGCUAUCGUUGAGAGGGUGCUGAAUGGGGAUCGACUUGUCCUUCGCCUGCUGCUUACUCCCCAGGAACACCUGCAGGUUGUGGUUGCAGUCGCCGGUGUCCGGGCGCCAUCUGCCCGACGGGUGAAUGCUGAGGGUAAGGAGCAGCCGGCCGACCCUUUUGGGGAUGAGGCACAUCAGUUUGUUGAAUCGCGGUUACAACAGCGUAAGGUCCAAGUGUCUCUGGUGGGUGUCACGCCACAGGGUCAAUUGAUCGCAACCGUCCUUCACCCCAACGGCAACAUUGCUAAGUUCCUUUUGGAAGAGGGUCUGGCCCGUUGCCACGACCUCCACGCUCCUCUCCUUGGUGCCGAUAUGGCUACUUUCCGUCGUGCGGAGAAGGUCGCCAAGGAUGCCAGAAAGGGCCUGUUCACCGGUCUUGUCGCUCCGAAGGGUCCUGCUGGCGGGGCCCUCGACCAAGACUAUAUCGUUAGUCGGGUGCUCAACGCCGACACCUUGUUCCUCAGGAACAAGGCUGGUCAGGAAAAGAAGAUCAGCCUGAGCAGUAUCCGCCAGCCUAAACCUUCUGACCCCAAGCAGGCACCCUUCGCCGCUGAUGCGAAGGAGUUCGUGCGUAAGAAGGUCAUCGGAAAGCACGUCAAGGUUUCUAUCAAUGGCAAGAAGCCUGCCAACGAGGGAUACGAGGAAAGGGAUGUUGCCACUGUCAUUCAUGGAAAUACCAACAUUGCUUUGGCCCUAGUCGAGGCUGGAUACGCCUCGGUGAUCCGUCACCGCCAGGAUGAUGACGACCGGUCCCCCGACUACGAUUCUUUACUGAUUGCUGAGGCUGAUGCCCAGAAGGAUGGUAAGGGAAUGUGGUCCCCGAAGCCACCUAAGGUGAAGCAGUACCAGGAUUACUCGGAGAGUGUCCAGAAGGCCAAGAUGGAAGUUUCCAUUCUCCAGCGGCAGAAGCGCGUGCCCGCUAUCGUAGACUUCGUCAAGUCGGGAUCUCGCUUUACUGUGCUUGUGCCUCGGGAGAACGCUAAGCUGACUCUCGUCCUGUCCGGUAUUCGCGCGCCUCGGUCAGCCCGUAAUCCCGGCGAAGCAUCCGAGCCUUUUGGACAGGAGGCACACGACCUAGCCAACAGGCGUUGCAUGCAGCGUGAUGUUGAGAUUGAUGUGGAGACCAUCGAUAAGGUUGGUGGCUUCAUUGGCACGCUCUACGUCAAUAAGGAGAAUUUCACCAAGGUCCUUCUCGAGGAAGGUUUUGCUACCGUUCAUGCUUAUUCUGCGGAGCAGUCCGGACACGCUACCGAAUACUUUGCAGCAGAGCAGAAGGCCAAGGAGGCUCGCAAGGGGCUCUGGCAUGACUGGGAUCCUAGCAAAGAUGUUGUAGAGGAGGAAGUGGAGGCUGCUGAUUCUAACGGAGCUGACGAGGCUUCCCAGCGCCGCAAGGACUACCGUGAUGUCAUGGUCACCUAUGUUGACCCCAGCAACGGACGCCUGAAGGUUCAGCAGAUUGGCACUGGCACAUCUGCGCUCACCGAAUUGAUGAAUGCAUUCCGCUCAUUCCACUUGAACAAGGCUAAUGACACACCGCUGCCUGGGCCCCCUAAGGCCGGUGACUUUGUUGCCGCUAAGUUCACUGAGGAUAACGAAUGGUACCGCGCCAAGGUGCGUCGUAAUGACCGUGAGAAACAGCAGGCCGAGGUUGUCUAUAUCGAUUUCGGUAACGCCGAGGUUCUUCCCUGGUCCCGUCUCAGGCCUUUGAGUCAGCCUCAGUUCUCCGUGCAGAAACUUCGUGCCCAGGCUGCAGACGCUACUCUCUCUCUGGUUCAGCUCCCUGGCUCGGGAGACUACCUGCAAGAUGCCGCCAGCUUUUUGGAGGAGCAGCUUUACAACCGUGAGCUUGUCGCCAACGUCGACUAUGUUUCUCCAGAGGGGAUCCUGCACGUCACUUUGAUGGAUCCUUCAGAGUCCAAGAACCUUGACCACAGCAUCAAUGCUGAUCUCGUCCGGGAGGGACUUGCCAUGGUGCCUAGAAAGCUGAAGGCUUGGGAACGGUCUGCCACUGAGACACUGUCGCAUCUGCGUAGCCAGGAAGAUGAGGCGAAGCAGGAAAGACGUGGUAUGUGGGAGUACGGUGACCUUACCGAGGAUUAGAAGCUUUUCAAGUUAUGAAGGAAAAGCAUUAUGUGUAUAAAUAUUUGCAGGUAAAUUUACAAUGAUUCACAAGGAUACGGGCUGUGUGUUAUGGAAUUUUUCUUUUCUUCCGGGCCAUUUUACGGAAUCCUUUAGCAUAGUCUAGGAUGUACCGGGUCUUUCGAAUGUUGAAUACCAAAAGUUGUUACAGGAAUGGAGUUGACAUCCGUGAUGCAUAGUUAUGCAUCCUGACAUAAGCGGAAUUAAGUAAUGCCCGACGCGAACUGCAGUCCAAAACUUACUUUUACUGUAC
Molecule: messenger RNA, 3162 nt
Organism: Aspergillus alliaceus
Lineage: Eukaryota; Fungi; Ascomycota; Eurotiomycetes; Eurotiales; Aspergillaceae
Product: putative transcription factor (Snd1/p100)
Exons: 2
Coding region: 219-2870 (883 amino acids)
Biological process (GO): mRNA catabolic process; regulatory ncRNA-mediated gene silencing
Cellular component (GO): nucleus; RISC complex; cytosol
Molecular function (GO): RNA binding; nuclease activity
Source: RefSeq, a predicted model, not a curated record